This is a messenger RNA of Phialemonium atrogriseum, 1502 nucleotides long. Its product is annotated as putative malic acid transport protein. NCBI's taxonomy places the organism in Eukaryota, Fungi, Ascomycota, Sordariomycetes, Cephalothecales, Cephalothecaceae. Gene Ontology annotation, molecular function: sulfite transmembrane transporter activity. Gene Ontology annotation, cellular component: plasma membrane. The record is from RefSeq and is a predicted model, not a curated record. Gene Ontology annotation, biological process: transmembrane transport; sulfite transmembrane transport. Bases 155 to 1375 code for a protein of 406 amino acids. The transcript is spliced from 2 exons.
CGACGUAAUUAAUACCAUGUUAGUGCAUUUCUCCACGCCUUUUCCUGGCCGUCCUUGGACCACAAUAAUCAUGUAUCAACUUCUUUUAAUCUUUCUCCUUGGCAGCUAGCAGUAGACUGUCAAGGUGACAACUGGCUGCCACGUGUUUCUCGAUAUGCAGCCGCCAAACGAGUCACCAACCUCUCCCGCCCGGCUGGCCCUCUACAACUUCACUUCACGAUGGUUCCUCGUCCCUCAGGGGACCGGCAUCACCGCCGUGAUCCUGCACCAGCUGGACUACCAGUUCCACGGCCUCCAGAUCAUCUCCUACAUCUUCUGGGUCAUGACGAUAACCCUCCUCCUCACCAUGGUCCUCGUCUACACCAUCCGCUGCAUAUGCUUCCCCCGGAAGGUCCUCACCGCGCUCAGCCGGGAGAUGGACGAGCUAGCCUGUCUUAACAGCAUCACCAUCUCCUUCACCUCCAUUAUCCAAAUGAUGGCUCUCACGCUGGUGCAGGGUUGGGGCAAGGGUUGGGGCAUCGCCGCCUACGUCCUCUGGUGGAUCAACACCGCCAUGGCGAUUCUGGGGACCGUCAUCGUCCCCUUCGUCUUCAUCAGCCUCUACGCCAAGGGAGUACCGUAUCUGUCUCCGACCACUCGGCUGCCGCUCAUCUCGGCCCUGACCGCCGCGGCCGGCGGCGGGACCAUCUGCCAGUACGCCGAGAUCAGCAGCCAGCUCCAGAUCCCCGUCAUCGUGGUGUCGUACCUGCUCGUCGGCAUGGCCCUUCCUCUCGCCUUCGGCCUGGACGUCCUUGUCUGGGCCCGGCUCGUCAAGCGCCUCGACAGGCAACACGUGUUCCAGGAGAUGAUCCUCUGCGGGCCCUGGGGCCAGGGGAGCUUCGCGUUGCAGGGUUUGGGCGGGGCGGUCAUGCAGGGCAGCUUUGCCGCCUACGCCAGCGGCACCUUUCUCACGGCAAAAGCGGCCGAGCCGGUGGGCUUCGCGAGCAUAUUUCUGGGGGUCUUGGCAUGGGGUAUGGGCACGUUUUGGUGGAUCUUCGCGAUACUUAACAUCCUGUUUGCUGCCAUUAAUCACUGGCGAUGGAGAGGAAUACCGUUUAGCCUUGCGACAUGGUCUGUCGUCUUCCCUUGGGGAGUGUACACGAAUGCGGCAGUGCAGCUUGGGAAGCUACUUGAUUCGGCGGCGUUCAAGGUAUGGUCGACAGCAUUGGCCAUUAUGCUGGUCAUCAUAUGGCUCAUGAACAUGUUUAUGACGAUCAAGGGCGUUAUUUCCGGUUCCUUGCUUGGCAUGGAUAAGGGAUGGAAGGUCAAGGUCUGCGAGAAACCAGAUGAAGAACAGGGGCGGGCUGGCAUGAGCAACGGGAAGGUCAAGCCAUAGUGCAAGUAGGGAAAGCUCAAAGGCUCGUUGGGAGAGUAAUUUUGACAUAGCACUCUCUUGAUAUAUCCCUCAAUAUCGGGGACGCCAUAGUUCCCAAGACCAAUAGACUGCAGCCGCUUAACACAAG